Messenger RNA from Coccidioides immitis RS, 2962 nucleotides. Its product is annotated as mechanosensitive ion channel family protein. Gene Ontology annotation, molecular function: calcium ion binding; calcium channel activity. NCBI's taxonomy places the organism in Eukaryota, Fungi, Ascomycota, Eurotiomycetes, Onygenales, Onygenaceae. Gene Ontology annotation, biological process: intracellular calcium ion homeostasis; calcium ion transmembrane transport. Gene Ontology annotation, cellular component: membrane. The transcript has a single exon. The record is from RefSeq and is a predicted model, not a curated record. Bases 1 to 2916 code for a protein of 971 amino acids.
AUGUCAACACCGGUCUACGAAGGCCCUGAGCCCAGCUACGGGGCCGAUCACAGGCGUCUCGAACAUGGCCGAUCAUCGACCGACGAGACGAUAGUCGGCGAGAAAAAAGCAAGCGGGGACAAUGGUCGCCUUGGAGUCGAUCCGUCCCUCAACCCUCACGAUCCUGGGCUCCGUUCCCCGUCCCAGACACGGGAGGAGGCCCAUCGCCUGGACGAUGAUCUCGCGGUGCUGCAGGCGGAGCGACAGGUCUCCAGGACCGAAGGUGAGGCCGAAAGGGCAGGACGCGCUUCGUCGGUUCGCAGGUCCCGGUCACGCCGGACGGAGCCGGUGGACGAGUUUGAUGCCGCCACCAAUCCCCUCCACGAGCAGAGUGCCGUCUUCAAACCCCCGGAGAACCCUACCACCAGUUUCGCCCGGUUCGUGAAGAAGGUCCACAACUCCAGCUUUUUGGUCCGUUACUUUACCUACAUCACCCCGCUGGUCCUGAUCCUCCUGAUUCCGCUGCUGGUCGGCGCCCUCGCCUUCCCGGACGCUGAUGUGGGAGGUGUGAGCCUCAUGUGGUUCGCCGUAUGGCUAGAGAUCUUCUGGCUCACCCUGUGGGCCGGACGAAUCGUGGCGAAAUGCAUCCCCGUCCCCGUCGGCAUUGUGGCCGGCGUGUUCACUAACAACGCGAAGAAGUGGAGGGACCUCGCGAAGCAAUUGGAGUUUCCGGCGACCCUGUUUUUCUGGUGGCUUGCCGUGGAAAUCUCCUUUCUUCCCACGAUGAAAAACCACCACAUCGAUGGAAACAAGGCAACCAAGCACUGGGAACUCGUCGUCAACAAAAUCAUCAUUUCUAUUUUCGUCGGAACGACGCUCAAUUUCAUCGAGAAGAUCAUCAUCCAGCUAAUUGCCAUCAGCUUCCAUCUCAGGACGUAUGCGGAUCGAAUCGAGCUCAACAAGUUCCAGAUCGGCAGCUUGACUAAGCUUUACGAUUUCUCCAAGAAGAAGAUCACCAUGGAAGACCGCGACUUCGAAGAGCGGCCCAAGGAUGGGCGAAGCUCUGGCACUCGAACUCCCAUGAUGUACGCCGAUAGAGCCACAAGGGUCGCCAGGGAGGCGCUCCACAAGGUUGGCGAUGUCGCUGGCGCUGUUGCCGGUGAUUUUACCGGAAGGAAAGUCAACAAGAGCAACCAUCCCUACCAGGUUGUUCUCGCUCUGCUAAACACCACCAGCGGCAGCCAAGUCCUUGCCCGCAGACUGUACCGUACUUUUGUUCGAGAGGGGUUUCAAACUGUUUUCUCAGGCGACUUGAAAGCGGCUUUUGAGAAUGACGACGAAGCCGAUGCGGCCUUCAACAUGUUCGACAAAGACAUGAACGGGGAUAUCUCGAUGGAGGAACUGGAGGCUGUCUGCGUCGAGAUCGGCAGGGAACGAAAGUCGAUCACGGCGUCGUUAAAAGAUCUCGACUCCGUCGUGUCCAAGCUGGAUGACGUUUUCGUUUUCAUCGUGGUGAUCAUUACGAUUCUAGUGUUUCUAUCUCUCAUCUCGACCUCUGCUGCGGGUGUGCUCGCCUCGGCUGGGUCCACACUCCUCGCGCUCUCCUGGCUCUUCUCUGCUACCGCGCAGGAAUUCCUCCAAAGCAUCAUCUUUGUCUUCGUGAAACAUCCCUUUGAUGUUGGUGACCGCGUCUCGAUCUACGGCAACACCGGAGCCAAUUUGACGGGAGACGAUUAUUUUGUUAAGGAAAUUGCCCUACUCUACACCGAGUUCAAGAAGAUGGAAGGUCACGUCGUCCAGGCUCCUAACAGCUACCUCAACACGCUGUUCAUCCUCAACCAGCGCCGCAGCGGUGGGCUUGCCGAGGCCGUCCCAAUCAUCAUAAAAUUCGGCACCACUCUCCAACAAAUCGACGCUCUCCGUCAACGCCUCCUCGAGUUUGUCCUUUCCGAGAAAAGGGAAUAUCAGAGCAAAGUCUUGACCGAGUUGAGACAGGUAACGGAGAAUUACUCUAUCACGCUCAAUGUGGUCUUCUUUUACAAGUCCAACUGGCAAAAUGAACUUCUCCGUCUGCAACGCCGAAACAAAUUCAUCUGCAAUCUGAUGAUCUCCCUGCAAGAAGUGGGCAUUGAAGGCCCACGCAUGAAUUUGGUCGGUUAUACAACGGAUCUACCUUAUCAUGUCGCGCAAGGUGGAUCAGCGCAGCCCACUCCUACUGGAGACGAGUCAUCCAACUCGCCGCCACCGCCACCAGCCGCGGAUCCCCAGCAGCUCGCCGAAGCUCGUGAUGCCCUAGGUGAGCUUGGCGGUGGAUAUUCCACCGGCGUUCAUCCCCGCCCAUCUAUCCUCCGUCGUCCCGGUGCGUCGACACGCGGUCGUGGCGAUUCGAUAAACAAGCAUGUCGAUUUUUCUUUAGGCAUGUCUGAGCUGAGCUCUGCCGACAUGAUGUCGGACGUGUACGCCGACCGCGAACGGAAUCGCGUAGACGAUAUCAUCCGUUCUGCUAACCGCGAGAGUGCCGAACGACGCAUCCAAGAGCAGCAGGAACGUGAGUCCCUAGAGCGUAGUAGGUCUCAGCAAUACCGCCCCUCGAUAGAUUCCCAUCGCUCUGGUAUGGGAAGCACAACGUCUUCGGUCCACAGGAACCGCUUCUUUGGCCGGCUUGGAGGUCGAGCGGGCCCACAUCAGCAUUCGACGCGAGGAUUCCAGGGUGACGAUGACAUGAUGGAGCAAGGCCAGUACGCUGGUUUACCGACCAACCCGGAAGAAUCUUUGGCCAAGAUGGAUCCUCGGACGGGCAACGUCUCGUCUCGGGCUGUGCAUGAUGACGAGUUGGGCCGGCAGAGGACCGGGAGUGACGCUGAGCUAAUGCAAGCGAGGAGUUCGGACCGGGUGAGCGAAGAGUAUGAAAUGGGUAGACUUGGUGGCAGGCCGUGAACGCUAAGGCCCGCGCCCUUCCUAACACUUCAUCCUCCUCCUUUUU